Tetrahymena thermophila SB210 is the source of this 1533-nucleotide messenger RNA. Its product is annotated as platelet-activating factor acetylhydrolase. The transcript is spliced from 3 exons. The record is from RefSeq and is a predicted model, not a curated record. NCBI's taxonomy places the organism in Eukaryota, Ciliophora, Oligohymenophorea, Hymenostomatida, Tetrahymenidae. Gene Ontology annotation, molecular function: 1-alkyl-2-acetylglycerophosphocholine esterase activity.
AUGAAGAGAAAAGUAAGCAUGCUUGAAAUCCUUCAAUGCCUUUUGCAAGUUGGAUUGAUUUAUAUGCAAUUCUUAUGUGAUUCAAAGAAGAAUUGCUCAUCUGAAUAAAAAAAAUCUCAAGCAUAUUUGAUUUUAUUUAUACUUUUGGUAACAAUAGUAAAAACAAAAAUAGAAGGAAAUAGAUGGAUGUUUAUAAUAUGGCUUCCCUCCUUUAUUUUAAGCAUUUUUCACAAAAUAUUCCAUACAUACACUUAAGUUGAGGUUGUUUACAUUUCAGCUUUGCUAUCUACACUUUAUAUUCUUUUGAUGAUUUGCUUUCCUAUCUAUGAAAUACCAUAAGUAAUCGAUUAGACUGAGUAAUCUGAAAAAUACCCUAAAUACAAUGUAUCUUGUGCAAGCUUUCCAAUUGACUAGCAAAAAUCUUCCAUGAUUACAGCAUAUUAUCCUACUAGUCCUGAAAAAAGUAAUUCAGAAAGUUCUGAGGGAGAUCUAUGUAUGCUUGAGUCAGAUUUUUGGGACUAUCAUUAUUCUUCUAUUUUUAAGCAAUAUAAAGUACCAGGAUUUAUAUUAGAUAUUGCCCUUUCUGGCUUAAAAAAAUAUAAAGUCAAAGUAGAAGCUAAUCUUCCAGUUAUUUAAAAAACUAAUUUAAAGCCAAUUAUUUUUUCACAUGGAUUUAUGGGAUCUCGAACUAUGUAUUCUAUUAUUAUGAAAUAACUAGCUUCUUUAGGGUAUGUGGUUUUCUGUGUAGAACAUUAUGAUGUGAUUAAAGAAAAGGAAGUUGAAAAAAUAAAAGAUAAAGUUCUGAGGAAAAAUCUAUUUAAAGAAGUAAAAGAGCAAGAACUAGAAGCAAGAGCAUCAAAAAUUAAAAGCAUGAUAGAUCUUAUUUAAGAUGAAAAAGAAUUAAACAGGUUAUUUAAAUAGAAUUUAAGUUUAGAUAAAAAUAACAUAACUUUAAUGGGGCAUUCGUAUGGAGGAGCCACAGUAUAAUGCUCCGCUUUUAAAUAUACAGAGCAUGUAAAAGCUUUAGUCUGUUUAGAUCCUUGGCUUUUCCCCAUGAAAGACUCCUAUUUAGAAUAAAAACUUAAUAUACCAGUAUUAUAUAUAAAUUCAGAAUCAUUUAAUAAGACUAUGCUUUGGGCUGAGAUAGAUUAAAGAAAUUAGAAAAUAUUUUAAAAUUGUCAAUAAAAAGAAAAAAGCUUGAUCUGUUAUGUUAAAGAUAUGGAUCAUAUUCAAUAAGGUGAUAUAGGUUUAGCUAUUCCAUAUGAAGCAAAGAUAGUUAAUUUAAUUAGAUAUCCACUUAGGACAUUAGAAUUCAAUUUGUACAAUGCAAAAUUAAUAGAACUAUUUUUAAAUAAUAUAGCUUUUUCAAAUCAAAAGCCAGAAGCAGACCAUUUAGCUAAUAUAACUAAAAACAUAUUUAAUCCUCUAAAAAGAGAUUCGUUUUAAUUUUUCAGAUAAGAAUUUCAAUAAAACUUUGAUUCUAACAGAUAAAUGUAUACUUUAGAAUUUAAAGGAAAAUCUAUAUUUUAAUGA